AGACAAUAUCGACAGAUGGAGACGAAAAAUAAUACCCGGCCAACAUCCUGUAAAGCAUCGUUAUUUACAGACGAGCCACAGAAGCAGGUCGUUGGUUUCUAUUUUCGGUUGAUAAUCAGUCCUAAUCGCCUGCUGGUGCUGCAGAAACUUUUAAAUCAAUAUCCCAAUCUGCUAGUUUCGGCACGAGUUCGUCGGUGUGGAGACUCCGGGCCCCUCAAUUUUGACCUUCACUCGCAAUCCUGCCAUUUUCCAUGCUGUCGAUUGAUCACGUCAUCUGUAGGGUUCAACUAUCCCUGCAAUCACAUCUGGGAAGCAACAAUGUGGAGGAAUUCGAGGAAUUUGAGGGACAUUUACAGCAAGUUGUCGAGAUGCGUGGAAAGGCGGUCCAUGAGCAACCUGCCUGAGAGCACGGUAUAUGGAGGCCCCAAGUCCAAGUCGCCGUGGAAAAGGGUGACGUUGCGGCACCUUGAAGCCAAGUAUCAAACGAAUCAGCCCAUCACGAUGGUAACUGCGUAUGAUUAUCCCUCCGGGGCGCAUGUGGAUCGAGCAGGCAUAGACAUAUGUCUGGUAGGGGACUCAGUGGGUAUGGUUGUGCAUGGGCAUGACACAACGCUGCCAGUCACAAUGGAGGACAUGCUGCUGCAUUGCAAGGCGGUAGCAAGGGGCGCAGAUCGACCUCUUCUGGUUGGAGAUUUGCCAUUUGGGAGCUAUGAGCAGAGCACACAGCAGGCAGUAGCAAGUGCGACACGGAUGCUCAAGGAGGGUGGAAUGGAUGCAGUAAAGAUGGAGGGAGGUGGAGGAUCUCGCGUUCAAGCAGCGAAAGCAAUCUCUGAGGCAGGCAUUGCGGUCAUGGGUCAUGUGGGCCUCACUCCACAGGCCAUAAGUGUCUUGGGCGGUUUUCGUCCUCAAGGCCGCAAUGUUGAUAGUGCGCUUCAGGUUUUGGACCAUGCUUUGGCUUUGCAAUCCGCUGGCUGCUUUUCGAUCGUGCUCGAGUGCGUUCCAUCUCCUAUUGCGGCAGCUGUUACAUCCGCACUUAAAAUUCCCACCAUUGGGAUUGGUGCUGGCCCUUUCUGUAGUGGCCAGGUCUUGGUGUACCAUGAUCUUCUCGGUAUGAUGCAACACCCCCAUUUCGUGCAGGUCACACCGAAAUUCUCGAAGCAGUACGCAAGUCUAGGGAACGUGAUCAAUGAUGCCCUUUCGCAGUUUCGGGACGAGGUGAUAUCGAAGGCUUUUCCGUCACCUGUGCACACGCCCUACCGAAUUGGCGAGGAACAACAGCAAGCAUUUGCGGAGGCACUCGAGAAACGAGGGCUUCAUGGGGCAGCAGAAGCAGUAUCAGCUGCCGCCGUUAAGGAUGCGACUGCUGGGGAACCGACUAUCAAAACUCCCUUAGAUUGAUUGCUGACUCGGUGUGUGGGUGCAGUGCAAUGUUUUGUUUUCAGGAUUAGCCACUUUUGGGCAGUCUCUCCUCCCACAAGGUUUUCAUUACUCGCGUUACUUCAAUCACAAUUUUGUGCAAAUCCCAUCCAGGCACUGCCUAGGUGAAUGCGAUAAACAAGUCUCCUGCUAAUAAGGCCAUUCAUGAAAAGACGCACCUGGGUUGGCCUUGUAACUGCACUAGCUUUUUUGCACACAAGCCCUGGUUCAUAGAGAAAACUAGAAGCAUGUUUGUGAAAGAAGAGGUCUUGGCAGUAUGAAUUGAUAGUUAGCCUCCCCAGAUAUGAUAAGGGUUUGAAUCAAUAAUGUCUUGAAGGAUUAACAGUGUUAUAGUUGCCACUGUUGACUUCAUUACUGUUAAUUCAUGAUUAGCUUUCAAUGGAGACCAAUUCAAAAUCAUCA
Physcomitrium patens is the source of this 1839-nucleotide messenger RNA. RefSeq names its product 3-methyl-2-oxobutanoate hydroxymethyltransferase 1, mitochondrial. Gene Ontology annotation, cellular component: mitochondrion. The record is from RefSeq and is a predicted model, not a curated record. Gene Ontology annotation, biological process: pantothenate biosynthetic process. Lineage: Eukaryota; Viridiplantae; Streptophyta; Bryopsida; Funariales; Funariaceae. Gene Ontology annotation, molecular function: magnesium ion binding; 3-methyl-2-oxobutanoate hydroxymethyltransferase activity.